AUGAAGGUUCCUGCAAGUGCUGGGAACUCGUGGCUGGUUUCUUGGGACGAGGUUUUUCUCUUCGAGAGCACGCUGGAGGAAGGAGAGACGGUGUGUGUUGCAGUGGAGCGAAGCGCUUUCACAGGCAGCGCUCUUCCUCUUCCUGUCCCUCCUGCAUCAACAGAACAGACUGACCCGUGCAUCCAAAUCCGGCCGUAUGUUGCACCGUCUGACGAUUCUGACACCACUGCCAUCCCAUUCUCGUGGGGAUCUGUUGACAAGCAUGCAUCAAAGGUCCUCAAGGACACCUCCAUUUCAAAGCAGGCGCUACCUCCCUUUUCAGACUUCCCUUUGCUGACCCUUGGGAAGACUGAAGAGUUGCUGUCCUGUCAGCGAUUAUCAACAGGCAGUGAGUACCGAGAAACCCGCUGGAUGCAGGUGGAGUCGAUUGGCACCCCUUUAAGCAAGCAGGCAAGCUUCACUCCAACUGUGGACUGGGAGAUUGUUGCAGAAGCGCCCAUAACGUUCUGCAACUUGUUGCCAGAGCCAAUCACCCUGUCCAUCUGGAGCUCUGAUCCUCCAUCCACUGAGGCUCUGCUGAAGGAAGAUGGUCUGGUGUUGGAACCGGGAGCCAAAAAGGGCAUCUCAUCUGUGCAUCCAAAGGGCUGUCUUCUUGUGUGUCUGAAGAUUCGUGAUUCAUGGGUUCCACGAGAUGAAUUGGAGAACUUCUUUGCACCGGAGUCUGCUGGUGCUGACGGAGGGGCAGUGGCUGCUGUCCAGGUCGACCCAAUGAUUCGCAUAGACCACCUAGUCGUCUCGGGUGCUCACCUCAAGCUCACGCUUGAAGCUGCCCCUACAUCCCGGCCUGCACAGCUCCUUGGCUCGUGGAGUAGUCUUGUCACUGCAGCAGGGAACACCAAGCGCAUGCCAGUCCGGCUGUCAGGGGCAACAGCCGAGUCAAGACGACUGCGCAGGAGCAUCUUCAUGGAGGCAGUGGUCCGGCAUGUGCUGCGGGAUCUCUUGCACCAGUCACUGCGCCUGCUGUCCGGUGUGGAUGUGCUGGGGGUCAUCAGCUCCACACUCACUGCUCUCGGACAUGGAGCUUCGAGGCUUGUACAUAAAGAGGACACGAGCAACAGGCACUUCCAGCAGGCUCUUGGCAACCAGCUCGAUAACGUUGGAGAGGGCCUUCUUUAUGGAGCUGAGGCGAUGGCCAAAGGAGUGGCUUUAGGGGUGGCUGAUGUCCUCGUUCGUUCUCGCUCCGGCUAUGAGACCCAUGGUCCACCAGGCCUGCUCCUUGGGCUCAGCAACGGCUUGGCAGGGCUUGUGGUGCAUCCAGUGACGGGCUGUCUGCACUCUCUGGCGUUCUUUGUCGCUGGCGUGGAUGCGUCUACUGCUUCUUGCGCUCGCAUGGUGCAGCGCAAGCCUCAGCUGCAGCGGCUGCGUCUGCCAAGGGCGAUCUCUGCUGAUGGGGUUGUUCAGGAGUACAGCAAGGACAGCGCAGUUGGCCAGAUGGUGUUGUUCCUGGCUGAAGCGGGCUCAUACUUUGGCAAGCAUGACAUAUUCAGGGACCACUCCAAGUUCGCCCUAUCAGAUGCCUACGUGAAUCAUAUUCUUCUGCCCAACUGCCGCAUCCUACUGAUCACCAGUUGCAGGGUCAUGAUGCUCAAGUGCCCUGUGGAUCCAGCCGGCCAACCCGACUCACUGGCACUGGUGCAAGGUCCAUCCCUGGUGAGGUGGGAUGUACCUUGGGACAACCUGCUUGCGUUGGAGAUCAAGUGCAUUCCUAGUUUCCCCCGGCCAGUGGUCUGUGUGCACAUGCGAGAGCCUACACCUCAACGCCUCUACACCAUCAUCCGCUGUCCAGAGUCAUAUCCUGCUGAGCACGUGCUGGCGGAAGUUGCUUCAGCAUUUGAUACCUAUGGUCCCAAACAAGUCAAUUUCGAAGCAGCACAGGUCCCAAAUGACAUUCCUCACCACUCGUUCCUGUCCACUGCCAGCAGCCGGUCUUCUCUCUCUCUCACCACUUCAUCAGCCCGGCCCAUCCAACCAACACAGUCCAGGAGGUUCGGUCGCCAGCACAGUGUCCGGACCUCAGAGGCGGCACUGGCAAUUGGCCGGCGGGCACUGUCCUCUAGCGAAUCCAACCCGCUCAUCAUGACCCGUCCACUAGCAUUGUCGUCCACGACUUCUCAGUCACUCCCAUCGCAUGUCGAGACCGAUACAUUCAUUCGUGCAUGGGUGGUUGAGGAUGGACCAACUUUCUGCCUCUCUUCUUGCCAGAGAGAUGCUGCUGAAGCUGGGCAUUUUGCGAUUUGGAAGCCAGUGCCUCCAGAAGGGUACGUCUCCCUGGGGGAUGUGGCAUGGCGAGGGCUGACUCCCCCUCCAGCUGUGCGGGUGCACUCCAUCACUCCAGCUUCACUGGCUGCUGGUUCCGCCAAAACAUUUGCCACGCCAAAGGACUACUUUCUCGUGAGUGGCUUGAGAUAA
Closterium sp. Naga37s-1 is the source of this 2469-nucleotide messenger RNA. Lineage: Eukaryota; Viridiplantae; Streptophyta; Zygnematophyceae; Desmidiales; Closteriaceae. The record is from the annotation of a GenBank genome assembly.